AUGCGAAACCGUAUCUAUCGUGCCGCCCUAGUCAAAGACCAGCCCAUUCGCACCAGUCCCUACACAUUCAACUCUCCCGGACUCCUCAAAGCGUGCAGAACCACUAGGUCCGAAGCCACGGCCAUAUAUCUCCUCGAAAACACAUUCGAGAUUGAUGCCCGCAAACACGAUAGUCACCCCCUUCUUACCUUCAACACGGCCGUCACACGCCUCGGCUUCUUACCUCAAGCUAUCAAGAUGAAUCUGGACUAUCGAGGAAUGUUUGCGGACUGGAUGGAUCUCGUGGCGUGGGUGAGGAGACUCCACGCACGAAAAAUUCACCUUAAACCUCCACCGGGUGUCGUGAUUCGCUUCGGAAGAGGGCAGCGGGGAAUCUUGAUAGACGAUCUUGGUCCACUUAUCGAAGGCCUGCGUGAGGUGUCCUGGCCGAAGGUCGCUGCGAUUCUGAGAGUGAUUGAGAUGAGGGUUUUGUAUGACCAUGAUGUGACGACGUCUCAAGCGGUCGAGGAGGGCCUGGAUGCAUUGGAGGAUGUACUGGAAAGCGAACGUGAGGCGAACGGUGUGCGAGCGUUCAUUGAAGUGUAG
Molecule: messenger RNA, 585 nt
Organism: Fulvia fulva
Lineage: Eukaryota; Fungi; Ascomycota; Dothideomycetes; Mycosphaerellales; Mycosphaerellaceae
Exons: 1
Coding region: 1-585 (194 amino acids)
Source: RefSeq, a predicted model, not a curated record